UGGCCACCAGAAAUACUGCGAGAACACUUAUAUAUUAAUAGGAAGUUAUACCACUCUUUGAAUGUAAUGCUUAUUUGCGAUGGUAACCAAAAAAUUCUAGCUGUUAAUGCAGGCCACGGUGGACGGACUCAUGACUCACGCAUAUGGAAUGCAUCGGUUGUCUCCCAUCAUUUAGAACAAGAGCACAGAAAUGGCAGAACAGGAACAUGGUUGAUUGGUGAUUCUGGAUACCCACUACUCCCGUAUUUGUUAACUCCAAUGUUAAAUCAACCCGUUGGUACACCUCCUGCUAGAUAUACCGACGUGCAUGUUAAAGCCCGCAGCGAGAUUGAACGUUGCAUCGGAGUGCUUAAAGGUCGGUGGAGGUGCUUAAGAAAAGAACGAGCACUACAUUACAAACCAGAGUUUGCAGCAUUAAUAGUGAAUGCUGCUUGCGUUUUGCACAAUAUUGCAAAGACAUAUAAUGUCCCCGAACCUGAUUUAUAUGUCGAUGAUAUAGACCAAGAAGGUGAAGAUUUUUUACAAAACAUUAAUAACGGUAGAGGUCGAGCAGGACAGGAAGUUCGGGAAGUAUUAAUACAUCGAUACUUCACGUAG
Messenger RNA from Mycetomoellerius zeteki, 597 nucleotides. Its product is annotated as putative nuclease HARBI1. Bases 67 to 597 code for a protein of 176 amino acids. Lineage: Eukaryota; Metazoa; Arthropoda; Insecta; Hymenoptera; Formicidae. The record is from RefSeq and is a predicted model, not a curated record. The transcript is spliced from 4 exons.